CAAAAUUGCAAUGGCGGCGUUUUAAUAAAAAUAUUUUUGUCGUGGUUUACAAAUUCAGUUUUUAUUGAUAUUGUGGUUUUCAAUAACCAAAUUUAACCUCUAUUAUCCCAUAUUGAUUACGGACAAACAAAAGAAUUAUUUUAAGGAUCAAUGUGAAGAUGUCGUGGCCAAUGUUACUUGAUAUGUCAAGAGAUGAUUGUAAGAGAGUGUUGAGACGACUUGAACUUGAAGGUUACUCGGCCGUUCUCUCAGCUUUUAGAGCCCAGGGAGAUCUGACGAAAGAAAAGAAAAAAAUACUUCUUGAUCUACAAAACAUUUUAAGUAUUUCAACAGAGAGACAUAGAGCUGAAGUCCGACGAGCCGUGAAUGAUGAAAAGUUUGCUACAAUAGCUCACAAUAUAGCAGGGUCUAACACAACGUCAGAAUGGUUGAUAGAGGGCCGAAGAUUGAUACCAUUGAUGCCACGUCUUGUACCACAGACAGCAUUUACUGUUACAGCCAAUCAGGUGGCUAAUGCUCAGGCAGAGAAAAAUGCGAUGUUACCAAUGCCUAAGAAUACAGCUGGUCGAGAUGUACCACCACCACCAAUGUAUUCUAGCAGUAUGUCAUCAGUAGGGACAUCAACAUCUAAAUUAUCUCGUCCAGCCAGUCCUACUUCUAAUGUGGUAGUUCUACCAAGUGGUGCAUCAAUCCAUAUUAAAGGAGUUUUACAUCCAGAUGAUGAGGAAGAAUUACAGACUAGAAAACGACGACGAAGCCAAUCCUCUGACACAAUGAAUCUCUCGUCUGUGUCAACGCAGACACCACGAAUAGCAUACAGUUCAACACCGCAAUCUUCCCAUAAUACCAUGUCUCCCGUUAAAAUUACCAUCAGUAAGAGUCCCCAAGGGCGUGGCAUACCUUCAACUUCACAUUCACAACCACCAAAGGUUAUUCUUGUAACAAGUUCAGGACAGUCCAUGACCCCAACAGUUUUACAUAAAUCAGUAUCCGUACCAAUAGUACGUGCUUCUACGGCCACGUCAACAGCUCUAGCCAGUAUGACGCGUGGUUCUAUUAUGAUGCCUAGUAGUCCGCCUGUAUCAAUAUCAUCGCCUAACAUCGUCACAGUUUCAUCGCAUGCAUUUACAUCACCAACAACAACAAUAUCGACACAUUCCCCUUUAAUGGGUUCACCACCAUCAUUUAGUCCUACACUAGCCGGUAAACCAAGAUUUAGAACAAUACCACGACAGAGAUUUCCUACACAACAUAAACCUGGAGUAGUUAUACCAAUGACAUCACAACCUGUUCAUCCAUCACCCCAGUCAUUACAGAAUAUACAAGUUAAAACAUUGUCUAAACCUACAAUACAGAUAAAACAAGAUGGCGGUAUGAAGAUUAUUACACAGAGUAUCCAAGGUACAACUAGUAAAAUAUUACCUAAACCAUCACAUUUAUCUAGUACCACCUCUACAGGUACACCGGUUGUAGUCGUUAAUACUGGAUCAGGUUCACAGACGUCAAAAGUAUUGAAUAUUUCAACACCUGGUGGCCGUGUAAUCACAACAACAAAGCCAAAUGUAGUUACUGUCAAUCCUAAAACAUUACAUUUAACGGCAGUAAAAACAGCAGGUGGCACCACAGUAUCGAAACCAAAUGUUAUUGUUGUCCAGAAAACUCAACAACGCCGUCCCCAUACUCCUACCAUGAUAUCUAAAUCAUCCUCUACAGUUCUCGCUAAUCCUACAGCUUUUGAAAAGGAAUUGGUUACAUUUAUACAGAAACAGGAAGGAAACCCAGGGGUUAAUAUUAGCCAAUCAACAUCAACCUUACCCUCAGGUAAAAUAGGUGAACGUAAAGUUAUCAUAACAACAGCAUCUACAGGCGGACAGAGUAAACUGGGUGGGGCUGCGGUACCCAGAAAUAAAGCCGAGAGUGAAGGUCGUACCUCGUCGUUAUUAGCUGAAUUAAUACAAGCUGCUGGUAUAGUACCUGAUACAGUUACUGAUUCAUCACCAGGACAAGUGGUCAAUACGGUUGGUGGUAACGAAUGGUUUGAAUAUGAUGUAACAGAAGAACAGGCCCAGGCUCUCGCAGCUAGCGGAACAACCGAUCAGGCUACUCUACAGGCCAUAUUAGGAAUGUCAUCUGCUCAACAGACGCAAGCUGAAAUAGAGGACAAGCCUGCUGAUAAUCAUAGUAAUGAGGUUUUAGAAUUAGAUCAAACAACUGAACAACCAGAAGAAACAUCUACAUCAGAACAUUAUUAUACUCUUGAACAAGCUAUGUCGUUGAUAGAACAAACGAACCCUGCUUCAGUCAGUGUGACCAGUAGUGCAACUAGAGAAAUAAAACCACAGUAUACUAUAGCAACACAACCACAACUCAAGGAGAAAGUUGAAUCCACGAUGCCAACCACCCCACCACCAACCCCAGCUGUUAUAGUGGAGAGAAAUGUCCCGAUUGAUUUACCAGAGAUAUUGAAAGAUAACGAGGAGAGAAGGGAUGAAACGUUUAAAACAACUGAACACCAAGAAGAUCCGCCAUUACAAGAACCUCCCUUACAGCCUCAAACACCUCAAUUUGUCGGAGAACUAGAUCCAGAGACGGGGCUAUUUUACACCGAACCCAAACCCAAGACAAGUGCUGAGUUAGAUUUAAUACGAAGUUCACUGGAAGAGGCUAAUAUUGAUCUAGGUACAUUUCAGUAUGUUAUGGAUCCUGUUACGAAUAAAUUAGUGAGAAGGGGAGGUAACUUUGGGUCAUCAUACGGAACAACGAUUGACUUAACAGAAGAUGAUGAUCAAGAACCGGUCGUCGAACGUUCAGGUGGUGCAGGAGGUGAAGGUAGAGAAGCAGACGUUAUUAUACCUCUACAUGAUAUAGAGAAUCUGGUGACGACAGACAGUAAAAAAUCAGGUUUACAACCAGUACAGGCCAAUAAACCAUCAUCAGUUACCAUCCUCACAGAGACAGCAGAGGUAAUAUGUAACUAUGGCGCUGGUGACACGCCUAGUAUACCGGUUGCUAUGGAUGAUACAGAUCGCAACGUGAUGGUACGAUUAGAACCGAGUGGUGGAGACUCCCUACCUCUCAAACUAACAAAAUUUACCCCGCUAUCGGAAGAAAAAGAAGGUGUUGGUUCAGGAGGGGACAUAACUCCUAGAAUAAUUUUAGAAUCUCGAGAUCCUAUAGAAGAGAGUUAUCUAUUGGCAGCUAGUCAGUCUCUUGGUAGCCAUGGAAGUAGUUCUGAUAGUCAAGGGGAAGCUGAUCCAACACGAAGUAGUAAGAGAAAACGUAAAUUACCUGUUACUGUAGAUGAAAGUCAUUCACCAACAUCUUCAACAUCAUCAGUAUCAUCUGUAUCACAAGCUGGUUGGGUUCGAUCAGCUGCUGGAUUAUUACAGAAAGUAUCCAAAUAUCGUGGAGUGAAUCGUGAGAAAGGAGAAUUAAAUGCUGCAGCUUGGUUUACACAACCAGUUGAUCCUGUAGAUGCACCUGAUUAUUAUAAUAUAAUUAAAACACCCAUGGAUUUCGGCACCAUUAAAAAAAAAUUAGAGUCUGGUGUUUAUAAAGAAUUUGAAGAUUUUCAUGCUGAUAUGACGUUAGUUAAAGAUAAUUGUUUCCUCUACAAUCCACCAACUAGUCCUGUACGUGGGGAUUGUAAUGACGUUUUUAAUUAUUAUCAAGCAGAGGCUGAUAAACUGAUAGAAAAAUGGCAAAAGAGUCACAUUGGGUCACCAUCCAAGAAGACUCGAAUCGACAAAAGUCCAGGAAAAUCGUAGUCCUUAUUAAUUAACAAAUAUCUCAUCUUGUAUAUUCAUCGCAAUCAUUUCAACCCAUCGUAUGAUAUUAUUAUUUUGUGCCAUUUACAUUUAUUAGUUUCAAUCAUGCCAGCCCAAAUUGUCUCCACUUGACUACUUUUAAUUGGAGGGUUGGGUGGACAAAUGGUUAACAUGUGUUCGUUGGAUCAGACGGUAUGUCAUUGAGUCAAGUGGCGUGGUUUCGAUACCCCACUUGUACAUGACAAGGAGUAGCGUCGCCUGUCCAACCGCAUGGGUGGUUCCCAGGUUCUCCAGUUGCUCACACUUCUAAAGACCCCCUACCCGAAAGCAAAUUAUUGAAAAAGAAAUGACCUAGUUUUUGUUGAGAGGAGUUAAACAUCUCUCUCUCUCUCUCUCUCUCAUAAUUUCGAUUUUCGCUUGUACGUGACAAGGAGUAGGGUCACCUGUCCAACUACUGCUAAAGACCCCUACGCACAAGCGAAUUAUUGAAAUCAAAUUUAACAAUAUGUUAGUCUCGAAAUGACCUAGUUUGUGUGAGUGGAUUAAACUGGAUUCCUCUCUCUCUCUCUCUCUCUCUCUCUCUCCCACCACCUCUCAUAAAGACAUGUAAAUUAUUGAAGUAUACCAUGUGCUUGUGCAGAAUGAACUGUCCAAUUGAUGACCUAAUUAAGACAGAAGGAUUAUUUAUAUCUUUAAAGCAUCUCUCCAUGAAUUUUAUUAAUUGUAUAUAUGUAUAUCUUAUAGAUAUCCUGCAUGUAUUGUAUAUUAUUUAUAGUGUAUCAUCACACAGUAUUCUCUAAAUUCAGUAAAUAUUGGGUUACUGUACUAUCUAGAUUCAGGGGCCUGGCAAGGAACACUGUCUUCGGAUUUGAGAAAAUAAUGAGGUCCUGUGUACACGUUGGUAUCCCUUGGUAGUUGGAAUUCGAUAUAAGAGUAGGCUGUAAUGCCACUGUCCGGGCAAAAUUUCCUUAUCACACUUUAUAGUGUAUGCCCGUCUUUAUUAGCCCAGCCGGAGCAAUACAGUGG
Messenger RNA from Patella vulgata (common limpet), 4793 nucleotides. RefSeq names its product BRCA2-interacting transcriptional repressor EMSY. The transcript has 25 exons. Bases 159 to 3767 code for a protein of 1202 amino acids. Gene Ontology annotation, molecular function: protein binding. Gene Ontology annotation, cellular component: nucleoplasm. Gene Ontology annotation, biological process: regulation of DNA-templated transcription. NCBI's taxonomy places the organism in Eukaryota, Metazoa, Mollusca, Gastropoda, Patellidae. The record is from RefSeq and is a predicted model, not a curated record.